Molecule: messenger RNA, 2251 nt
Organism: Salpingoeca rosetta
Lineage: Eukaryota; Choanoflagellata; Craspedida; Salpingoecidae
Exons: 3
Coding region: 13-2166 (717 amino acids)
Source: RefSeq, a predicted model, not a curated record
CAAGGAACGACGAUGACAAGCAGAGGAACAGCGCAACCACCGUUACAACGCGUGGGUGAUCGUGGCGGUGGUGAUGACAGUGGUGGUGGUGGUGAUGGCACCAAGAGCCGUGUGCGCGGCAACCACGACAGGGAUGCCGACACCACGCAACACACGGAUGCUUUGAACGGCAUGACGGAUGAGAACGACUACACGGGGUAUUCGGAUGAUGAUGAUGAUGAUGAUGAUGAUGAUGAUGAUGAUGAUGAUGAUGAUGAUGAUGAUGAUGACUUUGAGGAGGGGAGUCAUGAAGACGACGUGAAUGAAGACGAUGGCGAUGACGAUGGCAGUGACAACAGCGACCGCGACAGCCGACACGACAGUGGCAGUGACGACGACAAUUACAGUGAUCACGACAGUGACAACAGCGGCCGCGACAGCCAAAACGACAGCGACAAUGGUGACGACGACAAUCACGACAACCACAACGACCGCAACAGCGAGAAAGGCGAUGCUGUCGAAGAGGGCGCUCAGCAACGAUCCAUGCAAGGACACAAUGACAGCAGCACCGCUGGUGCAGAGGCUGGGUCCAGUCGCAAAGGAACAACAGACAAAAAGGAAACACAAGGAGUCGCCUCCUCCUCCUCCUCCGCUGCCGCCGCCUCAUCGUCCCUGGCAAAGGCUGCGCGUGAGGUCUUGCUGCAGAACCCGGCCGAUGCAGAAGGCUAUCGGCGGCCGCAGUCUUUUGCGCAGUUUGUCAAGCAGCUGCGCCGACUCAGAGAGCAAGAGCGAAGUGCGCAGCAUCCACUGGACGUGUUCCUGCAACGGCCACCGGUGCAGGGCCCAGACGAGGUGCAGCUGCAUCAGCACGUCCUGCGGCUUUCCGCAACGCACGUGCGCGCGCAGGAUGAGCGCACCAGGGAGCACCAGCAGCUCGUAGCCCGCAUUGACCGCCUCCGCGCGUCCGUGCAUGAGUUUGUGGGCCUCACCAACAACCUCGUCCAGCACCAGCACCAGCACCAGCUGCUGCAGGAAGGGGACGCCACAACAGAGCCGUACGGCACCAGCCGCUCCCAGCACAUGCUGGCCAAGGUGCAGGAGACGAUGGAGAAUGUGGAGAGCAACAUCGACGCGUUCAAGCAGCGGCAGAUGACGCAGUACGAUGCGCUGCUGCGAGACGAGGCGGCGCUGGCGCGCGAGCUGGUGCUGUCUGGGGACCGGUUUGGCCAGUGGCAGGAGGAGGACAGGCGGCGGGCAGAGGAGCGGCGGAGGCGGCAGCAGCAGCGGCGCACUAGUCUCAGUGAUCAAGACCUUGAGCCUGUACAACAAUCCAGGGUGAAGUUCACUCACCCAGACCACAACGUGUUCCUUCGCCUGCGCAAGCAGCACAAGGGAGACAAGGCGGGGCUGGCUGGGGCGGUGGCGGAGGCGCUCGUGGGCAAGUCGCAGGCAGACGCAGAGGAGCACGAGCAGUGGUACGCGACGCUGGUUGAGCUGCGGCGCAAGUACAAGGCAGCGAUUGCGGCGUGGCGGCGGGAGCAGGAGGAGGAGAGGGCGCGCAUGGCCAAGGCGAUGCAGGCCAAGGGCCGGGACGACGACCAGAGCGGAGAGGCUCGGCAGCGCAGGCAGGAGGAGGCGAGGCGGCAGCGGCAGCGAGAGAAGGCGCGGGAGGUGGCGGCGUGGCGCAGGCGGCAGGCCGAGGAGCGGCGCAAGGCAGAGCAGGAGCAGGCCAGGCGGGAGCGGGAGAAGGAGGAGCAAGCGCGGCAGGAGGAAGAGCAGCGGCAGCGCGCGCUGAAGAAGCAGGUGUCCGCAUACCGGCGGGUGCGAGAGGCGGAGCAGCGGGCGCGGGAGGAGGCCGAGGCGCAGAGGAGAAAGGUGGAGGCUGCGGCGGCAAAGCCGUCCAAUCACGACCUGCAGCGGCUGCGGCGGCGAGAUGAGGAGCGCAUGCGGGCACGGCUGGAGAAGCAGCGUAAGGCCGAGGAGGAGGCGCAGGCGCGCGCCCAGCGGCUGGACGCCCUGCGCAGCAAGGUGGCGUCGACGGUGAAGGUGAAGCGCGAUCCUGGCCGCCUUCUGCGACUCAACGAAGCAGCGAAGAACAGGAAGAAGGACACCACCAAGCAAGGCGGCCAGGUCAUCUCCCGCGCCCCACCAAAGCUCAAGGUGCCCACAUGGCGUAAAGGCAUGUGAGCGUGUGUGGGGGGAGUGCACCUGUUUGUCUGGUGGUCUGUGUGUGUGUGUGUCUGUCUGUCUGUCUGUCUGUCUGUCUGUCUGU